AAUGGAAAGUUUUGGGGAAGAAUUCUUGGACUUGGGACAAUACUAGGAGGCAAAACCAGGGUUGGGAAAGCCUUGUUUCAGGCCAGAUGAUCUGAGCAAAAGACAAGGAUUGUACAAAGUUGUAACUUGAACCUGGCUUCAGCAGAGGGUCCCGGACUCGGUGCGGGUCCCCCAAGACGCCAGAGGGCGCUUCAAACUCCGCCCAAAAGCCAGCAUCCCUAAGAUGGGACCUCGCCUGACGCCUGACUUCUCCAUCUUCCGGAAGGGGGGAGGCGGACCCACGACGAGUUGGUUGAGACCAAGGCAGAAUCUGCAAGGACCUGGAGGGACCAGGUCCCGCCGCCCGCGCCGAGGUGGAGCACGAUGGAGAAGGCCGGCAGCUCGGCGGGCGGCGGUGGCAGCAGCUUCCGCCCGGGCGUGGACAGCCGGGACGAGCUUCCCAACAGCCGCAUCUUCCUGGUCAUCAGCAAGUACACGCCCGAGGCGGUGCUGUGGGAGCGCUUCUCGCCGUUCGGCGAGAUCCAGGACAUCUAGGUGGUGCGGGACAAGCACACGAAGGAGUCCAAGGGCAUCGCCUUCAUCAAGUUCGCCCGCAGCUCGCAGGCCUGCAGGGCCAUGGAGGAGAUGCACGGACAGUGCCUUGAGCCCAACAACACUAAGCCCAUCAAGGUGCGGGUGCCCAGGUCACUGUGCCCGCGGGGGCGGAGGCGGCCUGGGAUGGGUCUCCCGGGCCUCUCCCUGGUGCUGUGCCAGGCCGAGGAGGCUAACCAUGCAGCUGGCAGGGGGUGGAGGUAUUUUAGAGCAAUCGUGGCUGACCCAAAAAAUAAAGCAUCCAAAUCCUCAGAACAAGAUUAUUAUAGUAAUAAGAGGCAGGAGGCUUUGGGACAUGAACCUAGAGUAAAUAUGUUUCCAUUUGUUGGGGAUCAACAAUCUGAAUUUCUAAAUUUUGACAAGAAUGACAACAGAGGCCAUGAAGCUAUACGCCUGUCAGUUGUAUCACAAGUUCCUUUCACUGAAGAGCAGCUUUUCAGCAUUUUUGAUAUAGUACCAGGAUUGGAGUAUUGUGAAGUUCAACAAGAUCCUUACUCAAAUUACAGUCAUGAAAUGGUUCAGUAUUUUAAUGUAACAUCAGCUAUUUAUGCAAAAUAUAAGUUACAUGGAUUUCAGUACCCUCCUGGGAAGAUAAGUGUUUCCUUCAUUGAUAACGGGAGUAAUGCGACAGAUCUCCUUAGAAAAAUGGCAACACAGAUGGUAGCUGCACAGCUUGCCUCAGUGGUGUGGAAUAACCCAAGCCAGCAGCAAUUUCUGCAAUUUGGAGGAAGUUCUGGAUCACAGUUGCCUCAAAUGCAGACAGAUAUUAUACUUCCAAAAAUAUGUUAUACAUGCAAAAAAACCUCUCCAAAAACUCCUAUGAAAGAAAGACUCUUUAUUGUGUUUAAUCCUCAUCCUUUACCUUUAGAUGUAUUAGAGGAUAUAUUCUGUUGUUUUGGUAACCUGAUCGAAGUUUACCUUGUGUCAGGAAAAAAUGUGGGGUAUGCCAAAUUUGCAGAUAGAAUGAGCGCCAACGAUGCCAUUGCGACUUUGCAUGGGAAGAUUCUGAAUGGGGUCAGACUUAAAGUUAUGCUCGCAGAUUCCCCAAGAGAAGAGUCUAACAAAAGGCAAAGAACUUACUGAUUCCCAGGUCCUGAGUCGCCCAGAAGACUCGGAAUCCCCCCGCUGCAGACAGGCAGGUCUGCCCACACCCUACCGAGGUCCUGAGUCGCACAGAACAUGCCGAAUCAGGCCGCUGCAGACAGGCACGUCUGUGCACGCCCUACCAAGGUCCUGAGUCACGUGGAAGACACCGAAUCACCCCGCUGC
This is a messenger RNA of Heterocephalus glaber (naked mole-rat), 1860 nucleotides long. The record is from RefSeq and is a predicted model, not a curated record. Lineage: Eukaryota; Metazoa; Chordata; Mammalia; Rodentia; Bathyergidae.